Molecule: messenger RNA, 387 nt
Organism: Fusarium graminearum PH-1
Lineage: Eukaryota; Fungi; Ascomycota; Sordariomycetes; Hypocreales; Nectriaceae
Exons: 3
Coding region: 1-387 (128 amino acids)
Source: RefSeq, a predicted model, not a curated record
AUGUCUUUUCCCCGUCGCUUCUCCAUUUCCAUCGAUGGCAGACCUGUGGGCAUGCCCAAGGAUGACCCCGCGGCUCGGCCCCAGGCGCACGCUGCUGAUAUGCACGACAGACCUGCCAUCUUUGAGAUUCAAGGCGAUCACCUCACCUGUGGGUCCUUGGUCAUGGGCCGCCAAAACAUGGAGGACCGCAGCUUGAUGCCCAAGCGUGUUGUGUGGUGCCCUAUGGAUCAGAUGGACCAGAUACAGCCUGUACGCAUUCAGGAUCGUGGGAACGGCCCCGAGCUUGAUCUCAACGGCGGCAGACUCGCAUUCGUUAAUAAUGGGCAGCUUGUAAGCCCACUCGUCCCAGAGAACCAGAGGGUUGAACUUCGACCUGAGUUCAUGUAA